GCAGGACUCGGGAUUAUAUAUCGCCAUGAGAACCCUGCCAUUGCUGUUGGCGCUGACGCUGUUGGUCAUUGGAGCCACAGCGACUGCCUCAUCCUCCAGCACAACAGUUAAGCCAAAGACCGGGACUAAGCCAACGAAGUCUGAGCCAGAGAAGGCCACCAGCAUCAAGCAAACUUUGCCAUCAUCGGCGCCUUCUUCCAAGGUGACAACUACCAAGUCUUCCAGCUCUGGCUCCAGCUCAACCACGCGCCAAUCGAAGGCUCUGAGGCCAGGAGACAACCGUGGAAAGAGGACUCUCUAUGACUUUGGUAAUCCCGGUUACCUGUAUCCCGAGAUAGCCAGUCGGAGAGCGGGUUAUGUGGACAACACGGCUAGCUACUAUCCCCAGACGGGCUACUAUAAUGGUCAAAAUGCCAUAGCUCAGUAUCCCAGCAGCAACUUUGGACCCUAUCCCCAGUAUCCUCAGUACCUGGAGGCUCCUGAACCCAUUAUAGAAAUUAUUAUCAAGGAUGCAAAUGAGACCAUAGCCGAGGAGCCUGCCCAGCCCAUUGUGACCAAGAAAAAGAAGAAGAAGGAGAAGGUGCAUGUGUUCUAUGUGAAUUACAAGAAGGAUCAGAACAAUAAGCUGCAUUUGGAGUCUCCCAUUGCUUCCCUGAACAACGAUGACAACGAGGAGGAGGAAGAAGAGGAGGAAGUGAUCCAGUAUCCAGUCACUCCCCUGCCUCCCCUAAAAUCAACCACGCUGCGCACCAUUAUCCAUCCCGACUCUGAGAAGUUCCACAGCAACUCCGGCAUCCAUGUGUCCUUUGGGGCAGAGAACAAGCACCAAACUGGACACAUUCUCGAGGAGCACGAUGCCGAGAGCAUUCAGCGACAGGUGGUGGCCUUGCCUCCAUCGGUGGCCGGAAAAUCAGAGAGCAGUUACCUCGGCAACACCCGUGCAGACUACGGAAGGGAGAACAACUUUGGCCGGAGUCCCGGACCCAUUUCGAACCUGCUCUUUGGCAGCAACUACCAAUCGCAGGGUCUGAACUACCAGCAGCACCAGCAACAGUUGCCCACGCAACAUGGCAACAACAACUACUUUAGGCCACCCUCAGCUCUGGUGGGUCCACCUCCCAGCUACCCCAAGCCAACGCAGCAGCAACAGCAACAGGUGCAGCAGCCACAUCGUGGUAGCAUCACUCAGCAGCAACUGCCUUCGACCUCCUCGCAGAGCAUCUUCAACAAGCUGGUGCAGCAGUCGCAGUACUACAUCAACCACAAUCAGCAGUACCAGCCACAUCAGCAGCAGCAGCAACAGCAACAUCAGCAGCAACAUCAUCAGCAGCAGCAGCAUGUACCGCAGCAACACCAGCAACAGGAACCACAGCAACAGCAGUAUCAGAAGCCGCCACACAAGCAAGUCCAGGUGCCAUUCUUCCCCACAAUUCCGCCAAAGAGCGUGACUCCGGCGCCAUAUCAGCCCAUCAAGUUCCGUCCCACGCCAGCGCCCGCUCCCCAAGUGAAGCCUCUGCCACUGCCCGUCAAAUUGGAUAAUGCCAACUACCAGCAACAGCAGCAGCAGCAGCAACAUUAUCAGCCGCAGCAGCAGCAAAAGUUGCCACAUCAGCAGCAAUCCUAUCAGUUUGUGCGACAGCCGCAGUUCGUGCAACAGCCACAGUUCACGGUGAGGUCACCAACUCCUCCGUCGGAGUACUACACUCAGCAGAAGCAGCAGCAGUCGCAACAGGUGCAUCAGCAGCAGCAGCACCACCACCAGAGCAGUCUUAACUAUUUCGACAUCAAGCCCUCCAAGGAAACAGAGCUGCUCAAGUCCAUACCCAAGUUCGAGCAGCACAUCACGGAAACGGUACAGAAUCCCAUUGCUCAUCAUCAGCAACAGCAGCAGCAACAGUAUCAGCAGCAGCAACAGCAACAGCAACAAUUUGCUUAUACCCGCAACGAGGUGAUCCAUGAUGUGCCUGCUCCCAACCUGGGACCAGCAGUGCAGCAACCCGUUUCCGGUCACUACAUCACAGCCAGUUCAUCCAAUCUCCAGCAGCAGCAGCAACAGUCGCACUUCUCCAGCUUCCCCAGUGAAGCUCCUCCACAGGCUCCCAUCUAUGCAGAGUCCACACAUGGCCAAAAAGUUAUGGUUGUGACACCUGUGCCUCCUUCAUCGAACUAUGUGACCUAUAGCCAGUACACACAGUCCACCAACGAGCCAGUGGUCCAUGUCAAUGCCCAGUCUGCCGCUCUGCAGGCUCAGGCCAGCACCAACUUUGCCCAGCAGCCCAGGCAGCCAGCCGUCUCCCAGAUCACUUCCCAGUCUGGAGAUAACUCACCCUUCAGUGUGUCCACCUUCCACUCGGAUGUGUUCAAGGAGCUGGAGCAGCGCAACCAGAAGGAGCAUCAUCAACAGAGUGUUAAGGUAGCUGCUCCAGUUACUGUUGCCGCUCCUGCUCCCGCUCCCACUCCGGCUCCAGCCUCGCCUGCCUCUUCUCCCAAUGGCAAAGCCUCGCAGACCCUGCUCCAACUGCCCGACGAAGUGCCCGAAGAUCUUCGCCAGCAGCUCUUCUCCUCGGGCAUCCUGAACAACGCAGACAUCUCAAUUUUGGAUUAUGAUAAGCAGGGAGACAUUGCCCUGGAGAAUCUGCCUGCGGAGCACCUGCAGCACUUCUAUGGAGCCGGCGGUGGUGCCCAGAUUGCCGAAACCAAUAAAGUGUUGACCGUGGUCAAGCCCAAUGGCGACAAGGUGGCUCUCAGUGAGAAGCAGCUGGACCGUGUCAAGCAGACCAACUCCCUGCCCCAGAAGCAGAAUCUGGAUGUGAAGGUGGUGCGUUACGAUGCCGAGCAGGGUCAGAGUGUUAGCGAGAAAUAUGUGCGAACGGAUGCCACUGUGGUGACUCCCGUGGAUCUCGCAGAGCGUCAGCAAUACAAUCGUUAUCUCCCACUGAAGAUCAAUGGAGCCCAGUUCCCCAUCCCAGACAGCGAAGAGUUGCAGGGCAAGAGGAUUGUCAGUGUUGUGGUCCUGGCUCCAGUGGAGGCCCAGCAGAAUCCCAGCAGCAGCGAGGCACGGAGUGCGGACAGCAAGGAGGUCAAGUUCCUGGGCGGUGAGCUCAUCAAGACGCUGGUGAAGAAGCCCACCAGGGACAACUUCAAGCGCUGGCUGGAGAAGGAGGCGCGCACGGACCUGGACCUGCAGUCGGUGGUGCUCCUGGUGGCCAAAUCCACUGACGCAUCUGCGGAGCAGGAAAUCUUUAUGUACGACAUCGGAACGGGCAGCAUUAAUCGUCUGAAUGGAGAGCUCUCGAGCACGUUCGUCAACGUGGCCGAGGAGAAUGCCAGCAGCGAGGAUCUGGAGCAUGCCGCCACCCUGGACCAGAGCUCCCUGGAGUCCAUGAUGCAUCUGCGUCGCAGAUAGACAUAGCAUCGAGUCGAGUCCACAAAUACAAAUGCCAUUAUUAGCUACUCAACUAGACAUGAUCAUCGUGCGCCCCUGAAAGAUCCCUCCCCUCUCUAUUGUUUUUACACCUCCCUUAGUUUUUCUCUAAUUUUCCUAAAACUCUUUCCUCAGGUUGCACAUUUUCUGCACAAACAAAAACUAACAAAAAAAAAGACAAGAAAAAAGA
Molecule: messenger RNA, 3614 nt
Organism: Drosophila serrata
Lineage: Eukaryota; Metazoa; Arthropoda; Insecta; Diptera; Drosophilidae
Source: RefSeq, a predicted model, not a curated record